GUGACGACUUUGUAAACCCUAAAUACAAGUUCUUGAUUUGAAUUUGAUUAUUGUAUCUAAUCUUCACUUGAACUAUUAGUUUCAGAUUCUAGUAAUUGCAAAUAAAGUUUACCCAAUGUCGGAAGAAACAAAUCCUUCUGUACUUCUCUCUACACCUUCUUCAUUGGAAUCCAAAUUCCGUAGUUUAUAUUCUCCUGAAACAACUUCAACGCCUCGGCAAUGGAGGCCAGCGGCGCAGAGGAAUCUCCGGAAUCGGUGGUCGAAUUUGGCUCAGUACAGGAAGGAUUGGUCUACACAUUUGGAAAAGGGACUUAAGAUCGCUAAUUCUCUUGUGAACAACUACCUUUCUCAAAGAUACAUAAAAGGAUGGGAAUUUGGUGUUGUUAGUGACAUGCCUGAUAUUCGAAAGAAAACUUGUCAAAAGUUGUACAAGAAUCAAAUACUUGAUAGGAGCAAAUUGUUACAUUGCUACAAAGAUAUGGUAGCAACCACUGUUAAAAUGUUCCAAGCUGCUGCAUUGAUGAGAUGUUUUACGAAAGGUAUUGGUAGCCCAAUUGUGAAAUUCGAUUUCUGUCCUGAUGAGAAUGGACAUAAUGAUGAUGGUGAUGGUGGGGGGAUCAAAGUGUUUAGGUUUUUGUCAAUCUCAUCUUUUGAAAAGUUAGCUGCAGAGCUUGUUGAGAUGUUUGCAUUGGAGUUGAAUUUGAAGCGAUUGCUUGUAGUGGAAUUUCUCUCUAUCGAUUGUGGAGAAUUAACAGGACCAUGUUGGUCCGAUGAACUUUACUCUGGAGAAUUUGAUGACUUGUAUUUAUGCUGUCUAUAUUCAAAAGAAACUAACAAGCUAAAGAAUCCUAAGAUGAAAGAAGGGCAGGAAACAGAUAUGCCAGUCAAAAGGACUAACCAUCAACUUGACCGUGAUGUUCUAGAGGUCUACCAAACAACCUGGCUUGCUGAAGUGAACAUAGAUACAUGCAGGUUGGAGGAAAUCUUUUCUGAAGCUGGAGAGGAAAUCCAAGUUAAGUUUUUUUGAACCAGCGCUUGUCCAUUGGCUUGUCACAAUUAGCGGAUUUCAAAUAGUGGCGCAGAGAAGCUACGGUAUUGUGAUAUUCAAGUCAUUGUUUUAGUUUCAUUAAUUUGACUCAGAAUGGCAAGGAGAAGUGGCUAUGAAAUGAGCUGAUCAGGAUGGGUCUAUAAACCGGGUUUUGUAUGAAAAAGAUUCAAUGGAAGAUCUCCCCAAGAAGCAAAGAUGCCCUUUCUACAAGAUACCAAAGCUGUCAAAUUCAAUUAGUCCCUUCUUAUUAUACUCAUUUACUUCACUAAGUUCAUUGCACCAUAAAUUUUUCUUGUACUCAUACUUUGAUAUAACAUUCAUUUUAGAAGAAAACAAAUCUCAUUAAUUGUUGUGACCUUUUAUUAAAUGAGUUAAGUAUUAAAUUCAUGAA
Messenger RNA from Impatiens glandulifera, 1439 nucleotides. RefSeq lists its product as uncharacterized. The record is from RefSeq and is a predicted model, not a curated record. Lineage: Eukaryota; Viridiplantae; Streptophyta; Magnoliopsida; Ericales; Balsaminaceae. The coding region runs from base 116 to 1027 and encodes 303 amino acids. The transcript has 8 exons.